ACAUGAAACGUCAUACGUCAAGUAUGUGUUUGUAAAGUAUUUGUAAAUAGUGUCUAUGAUUUUUAAAAUGCCUCCAACAAUUCAAAACUCCCAAAAUGGAACAAACACUACUGACAAAAGACCUGUCAAACCAGUUGAAAAAAGGUCGGAUUUAAUUUGUAAAGUAAAAUAUUGUAAUACUUUACCAGAUAUACCUUUUGAUUUGAAGUUCAUUUCGUAUCCAUUUGAAUCAACAAGGUUUAUUCAAUAUAAUCCCACAUCAUUAGAACGAAAUUAUAGAUAUGAAGUAUUAACAGAGCAUGAUUUAGGUGUUAGUAUCGAUUUAAUUAACAAAGAUAUAUAUGCGGUUGAACCUCGCGCAUAUUUGGAUCCUGCAGAUGAGAAAUUAUUAGAAGAAGAUAUUUUAACACCACAGGAUUCCAAACGAUCCCGUCACCAUGCCAAGUCAGUGUCAUGGCUGCGACGUACUGAGUACAUUUCAACAGAACAGACAAGAUUUCAACCACAAACUAUGGAUAAAGUUGAGGCUAAAGUUGGUUACAGCAUUAAAAAAUCCCUUAAUAAUGAAACAUUAUAUAUGGACCGUGAUUCUCAAAUCAAGGCAAUUGAGAAAACUUUCGAAGAUUCCAAAAUUCCCAUUGAGAAACAUUAUAGUAAACCGAAUGUUGUACCAGUUGAAGUUCUUCCAGUAUACCCAGACUUCAAUUUGUGGAAAUAUCCUUGUGCUCAGGUCAUUUUUGAUUCUGAUCCUGCCCCUGUUGGUAAACAAGUUCCAGCCCAGAUUGAGGAAAUGUCACAAGCUAUGAUUCGAGGUGUCAUGGACGAAAGUGGAGAACAAUUUGUCGCCUACUUUCUGCCUACAGAUGAAACCCUACAGAAAAGGAGAGAUGACUUUGCAAAUGAAAUACCAUACCAAGAUGACGAAGAAUAUGAAUAUAAAAUGGCAAGAGAGUAUAACUGGAAUGUUAAAAGCAAGGCAAGCAAAGGCUAUGAGGAAAAUUACUUUUUUGUUGUUAGACAAGAUGGUAUAUAUUAUAACGAACUUGAAACUAGAGUACGUUUAAGUAAAAGAAGACAGAAAGUCGGACAAGCUCCAAGUAAUACCAGACUUAUUGUCAAACAUAGACCGAUGGAUGCAAACGAAUUCAGAAUGCAGAGAUACAGAGAAAAGCAGCUUGAGCCACCAGGUGAAGAAGAUGAAGAGAUGGAAGUUGAGGAAAAUCAGGAAGAAAAUACACAAGAAGACCAGGAAAAUGAGAGUCAAGCUGAGUCAGAUCAAGAAAAUCAUAAGGAAAAAGAAAGUGGAAAUGAGAGCAACGAUGAAGGUGGUUCUAGAGCAUCAUCUAGAUCUUCUCGUAGAUCUCGAAGAUCUAAAUCGGGUUCAAGAUCACGGUCAGGUUCAUCUUCUCAUUCUAGAUCUAAGUCGAGAUCAAAGUCCAAAUCUAGAUCCCGUUCCAGAUCAGGAUCUGGAUCAAGGUCCAGGUCUGGCUCAAGAUCUAGAUCUCAGUCUAAAUCCAGAUCACAAUCUCCGGCUGGCUCAAAAUCUCCAUCUAGGUCAAGAUCAGCUUCAAAAUCCCGUUCAAGAUCUAGAAGUAAAUCUCAAAGCAAAUCUCCAUCUAGAUCUAGGUCUAGAUCAAAGUCUCCCUCGAGAUCAAAAUCCAGGUCUAAAUCUGCUUCACGGUCUAGAUCCCGAUCUAGAUCUGGUUCGGAAUCGGGGUCAGGGUCUGGAUCAGCUCAGUCGGACAGCGAUUAAAAUUUUUUAAAGGUUUAAUUUAUUAAGUCGUCCCUUUUAUUAAUUUUACGGUGAUUUUACGUUAUAAUGUAUGAUAUUCAUAAGAAUAAAACUCUAGUUCUCUACA
Molecule: messenger RNA, 1859 nt
Organism: Anoplophora glabripennis (Asian longhorned beetle)
Lineage: Eukaryota; Metazoa; Arthropoda; Insecta; Coleoptera; Cerambycidae
Gene: atms
Product: RNA polymerase II-associated factor 1 homolog
Exons: 5
Coding region: 56-1753 (565 amino acids)
Biological process (GO): transcription elongation by RNA polymerase II
Cellular component (GO): Cdc73/Paf1 complex
Molecular function (GO): RNA polymerase II complex binding; chromatin binding
Source: RefSeq, a predicted model, not a curated record